GAUUGCUAUGGAGAGCUAACGAGAAACGAAAAGAGCGCAUAAGGAGUCGUUAUUGUAAACAUGGAUUGAUUUUUCGACUUUCUUGGGCUCUUUUGCGAUGUCAUUUUGUUAAAUAACCUCAACAUGUUUACUCCUCGUAAAUGUGGGGUUAAAUUCGACCCUCCGACUCUUGUUGUCUUCUACGAAGUAAACCUGACAGGUAUAUUUCUUGAUGAGUUUAUACUUAAGUGUAAGAUAUUGCAAUGUUCUACUAUUAGUUUGCAAAACUUUAUGCUUAAUGCAGUUCAUGGCAAAAAAUGAUGGGAGCUGCCCUCGUGAAAACGUCUCAGAGCACUUACAUCAGUUAUACAGAAAUCUUGUUGUUUCUGAAAAUUUAUCGGUCCGUGUAAAACGCAGACUGCGGACUAUUGUUUUCACCAUGCAAAUGAGGACGUGACAACAAUAGUCCCAUUGUUUUCUAGCCCUAAAAACAAUAUUCCACAGUGUGCAUUUUACACUGCCCUAAUAAUUUAUUAUUACUGCUGUCUUCUCAAGUAAGCCACAGUAACCUGAGAUCAGGCUCUAUUUUCGUUUCGCUUUGAAAAUUACAUUCCGGCGGGCAAGGCGAAACGAAAAGAGAGCCUGAUACAAACCUUCUACAAAACGUCUGCCGCCCACUUUUUUGAUUGAUUGACAUUUGCCGAAUCAGCCAACCAAAAUUACUUCCGUUGCUUGUUUUUCUAGUAUGCAAAUUUUUUACGCAUAGGAAAAAUGCAGACCGGCUGACUUAAAAAGUAGCUUUUAUCUGUUAAUUUUUUCAGCUAAAAAUAAAACAGUCAGCACAAUCACAUUUAACUUCUUGCAAGACUAAGGGAGAUCUCGAACGUUGUUUCUGUUGGCGCAGAAGGUAAAAAGUUUUCGAAAAGACGGCAACACGAUGUUCUACUAGUUUUAUUAUUUUGUCUAGGCGUGCUCGAAUUUAAAAUACUUAGUUUUCUGUUACCUUUAUAUUUUCCUCGGUAAUUUUCCCCAAUUUUCAGUACAUAAAUCUUUAAAAACAAUAGUAAACAGCCAAUGAGCGAGGACACCAGUUUUCCUGGUUUAUAUUUUACAAAAAGCGAAGGCAAACAACCAGUCUGUUACCUUAACCCACCAGCUUUUAUAAUAAUGCCUACAAAAAUUCCUUGAACAGCGAUGCGAUAUUCUUCAUCUAAUACUUCACAGUUGGCGAUUGAGUUUUCUUUCACAGUGAGCCUCAGCUUGCGUACCCCGUUCAGAGAAGUCAUUCCUGGCUAAACUUUCAGUUGAAAACAGUUUUAAGGUUGACAGUAGUUUGAUUUGCACUCGUUUGUCGGUUAAUCAAAAGGCACCUUGUUAGCGGUCAACAACUUGCAGAGGGAUUCAACUCUGCAAUACACUAACAUUAGUUCCGUAAAUAAAGCAAAUCCUGAGAAGUUAUGAACAACCAUAAGAAUUUUCUGAAUUGCCAUGGCACAUAUUAAGGCAUAUUUUCCUACCAUAAGACCAUAAAACAAUAAAAAAGACAGCAAAAUCGAUCCUUCUCUCCGCUGACGACGGAUCAUUCAUGAAAACAGCCACGGGAGGAAUAAGCGCUUUCAACUUCCGGUGUUUCCGACAGCCAAUCAGCGUUACGGCGAAAAUCUGGCCGUAACAAGCACAAACGUGAGAGAGUUUGUAUCAGGCCCAAUUUUAGCGGUAGCCAUUAGAGAGAAAGUAUGAGAACCGCUAAGAUUGGGUCUGAUCUCAGGUUAGCCACAGUGUACACAUGAUUCAUUAGGGCCUAUGCUCAGCUAUGCUAUGGCCAGUCUGCAGAGUAUGGCAGAUGCACGCGUGAGUUUUUUAACAAUAUAUAAAAAAUAAGGCAUAAAAACAGCCUUGCAUGCUUGAGAUCUCAUCGAGUUCUGCCAUACUCUGCAGACGGGCGCUAUGGAAUGUCCCAUUUUUAUUCCGAUCCCCCACCCCCUGUGGAUAUAAGCAGAUAGUUACCACCUCACUUUUUUGUUGAAACCCUUACAAAAAAUCUUUCCCACCUCCUCAAUUUUUUUGUUCCCUUUGAAAACAGAUUCCCACCAGUUAGCUGCCGAGGAUACCCCUCCAUAGGGGGGAUCAGAAUGAAAAUGAUGUGUCCCUAAUAUUAUUAUUUUACAUCAUUGAAGUAUUUCUCCAUUUCUGAUUGGCUAUAAUCCCUCAGCUAAUUCUUCAUCAUAACCAGCCACUGCUGACCAAAUUUCAAAGAAGCUUAGAUUGAAUCAUUCACAUCAGUCAUUCAGAUGUCAAAGAUUGUCAGUUAAGCUUAUUGAAUGAAGCUGAGUUUGAUAUGGAGAAUUAUGCAGAAUGAGGAACAUGUUAUCCACAGAGGCUGAAGGCUGAGAUGGAAUCACAGCUGUUGAGAUCUGAAUAAUUCUCUUCAGUAUAUACUAAAAUGGUGGAUAGUGUUCUUCGCGCGCUUUCAUUUGCUGCUUAAUCUUGGAAUAUCCUCCAUUAUUCACUGAUUCACCUCCAGUUCCUCUGAGCGAGCAAUGCCAAACUUGCCUAAGUUACAAGCCAAAUGGCUUCCCGGUUUGCUGCCAUAACAAACAAAAAAAAUUCACAAAUAAUCAAACAAGCUGUUCCCGAAACACACGAAGAAGGUUACAAAAUUUGGUUGGGAAGUUUUAACAGGUAUAUGUUUGUCUGUUUGACUUGAAUUUAGCGAUGAAACUGGUGAAAAGGUUUGCAUUACUUUAUUUAGCAGAAUUGGUCAUAAGUAAGCUUAAAACUAAAUUUAAUAGUUUUUUUUACAGAAUGGUUUUGAAUACAAAGACAAUUCACAGUUCCUUUAGACAAAAUUUCCCCAAAAGAGCAAAACAAAUGCCUUUAAAAGUUUUAUUUGUAGGCUUUGCGGCCAAGUAAAUAACACCACUAGCCACCUCCACUUUGGUGAAUAAUUGUUAUAUAUCAUAAUAUGAAAGCCAAAUUCAAUAACAUUGUUAUAUUAUUCACUCAAAAUGUUCUUAUUAACAUCCUUACCUCCUUGUAGUCUCUCCUCAAAACAUUUGCCUCUUUGAUAGAAAUGUGAAAGUGAAUUUCAAGCCUUUUGAAAGAUUGUUUUUUUCAGUCAGUGACACAGGGUGCUCAGAAGAAAAAAUGCCUGUUUCUUGGUACUGUCCUAAAAGAUACUUCUCAAAAAGCAGAUGACACCCAUCAAGCAAUAUUUCUUGUGCAUUGUUGCAUUUGUGCUGUUUAGUUUUAGUCAUCAGCUAUGUUGCCUUUUUAUGGCUGUAUUUUCUUGAUUUCUGCACUCAUGCCAGACAAGGUAGCUACUGGGUGGUAGUCUUGUGUGGCAUCAAUAACUUAUUGACUAUGUAUGUCAACAAUAUGCAGUCACUGAUGUCAGAGACUGAUGUCAAUGAUUAUGUAUUGCCCUAAUCUUCCAAAUAUGGUCUGCACAAGCUGGUUAUAAAGAAUUAGUGUGGAUAAAAUUCAACCAGAAACAUCACAAUAAUUGAAAUGUAAGUUAUCCACACAAUUGGUUUCUUUUCAGCAUCAGAGCUAGUUUGUUAUUCUCUCUUUAAGUAAUGUUCCUCCAAAAAACCUUUAAGCAUUACUUUUGUCAAAACAAAAAGAAAAGUGAGGAACUCUCAGAGAAGCCAUAGAGGCUGCGUGGUAUGUCAGGAUCCCUCCUGUACAUUUGGAAAUUUUAGUUAGUUGUAAUGGAGUUAAAUAUAAGCCAUCUAUUUAGCAUAUUAAAGAAAUGAAAAAGUGGCUUAUAUUAUACCGUAUUGAAUCAUUGUAAGUUAAGGAAAUGUUCAUGAAUAAAAAGUAAUACGAGCAAAAGUGCAGUCUAACAUCACUAUGGUCAAACCGUCAGGAGGCUUGAAGAUUGUGCUGCAACAAAGCAGAAAGGAUCCGUGUUGUUAAAAAAAGACACCAUUUCACCACCUCUCAUUGAAGCAUAGACGGCAAAGUCGCAAGAUCAUUUUAAAACAGUCAGUCACUCCAUUAACAAGGCUGUUCUUUUUGGAAUUGUGCUCUGUGGGGAUAUUAAUGUGCAACAGAAUGUCCUGGUGGUGCAUCCGAUCUUCCAACUUGGCACCCGUCACCCACACAGGCUUGACUCCAAAUUAAAUUUCAUAAUUGGGCUGCGUAUAGAGCCAUGUGCGCACUAAAAAUUUUAUUGUUUUUAAUCCAUGGGGUACUGUGCUAACAUACUGGUACUUGUAUUCCACUGAUGAAUGGCCAGGUGUGUUCAUAUUUAGUCAUACAGCUCACCAGAUUUCUUCCAUCAUAUGUUUGAUCAAGCCUUAAUCAUAACCUUUGAAGACUGUGAAAUUUCGUCGUAAAUUCACGAAAAAAUCAGUAAUGAAAAAAAUUUUUCUUUAGGAAAACUACACAAACGAUCAAUGCCAAUAAGAAUGCUGCGGAAAGAUUCAAGGUAAUAGCAAAUACUAAAAAGAAAGUAGAGUGCACGUUUCUUAUAAGAUGAGACAAGCUGGUAACUUAAUGGGUAAUGAUAAAAAGCCAGCAAAUAAAGCAAAGUGUUGAUGGCAACCUUGAAUGUAAAUAAGUCAAGAAAGAAGGAAACAGUUUGUUGGUUAUCCAGUUUGUAAUGGUCAAUCUUUGUAGUUAUGUAGUAUUAUUGAAAUCCUCAAUCUAGCCAGGUUAAAGGGAUAUUUUAUACUCAAACUGCAAAUUUUACUUAAAGAUAUAGAGGAUAUUACAUGGCUGCACAGGGAUACGAAAUUUCUCUUUUAGUGUUUUUCAACAGGAGAAUAGAAAUUUGGUAUCUCCAAGCAUGCAGCCAAGUAAUGUUGUGUUAAUAAUAUUAUGUAAGACCAAUGAAAUACCAAAGUGUUUUAACAUUUUAUGCUGCUAAAGGUGUGAAAUAUUAUGUAAAGAUGGCAACAGUUAUCUUUUCAUUUGUGAAGAUACCAUGUUAUUUUCACGUGUGACAAUAUCAUGUUAUUUUCAUGUGUGAAGAUAUCAUGUUAUUUUCAUGUGUGAAGAUAUCAUGUUAUUUUCAUGUGUGAAGAUAUCAUGUUUUUGUGCCAAACCUCACCUGGUGUUUCAUUGGUGUUUAUAUGUUAAAUGGCCAGGCCAUAUUUUAAGAUAUUAAGGUUAUUAACUUUUCUGUUAUUACAGAUAGCAUUUGUUCACCAAAUACUUUCUGCCUGUUUUACAGUGUAUCAGAUGCAGUCGAUGAAUUAAAGAAUAGCUCCCGACAUGGAAAAUACUUGGAAAACAUCUCUUACUCACAGGUACUUCUUGCAUAAAUAAUUAACUAAACUCAUUACCCUGGUAUUAAAAUAUAAAUUAUCCUUACACUUCAUUACAUAUUUCUUGUAAUUUUCCUGGAUAAUACUAUUAUGUCAGGGCUGUUUUGUAGCCUGAGAAAAUCAUGUUCACUUGUUCUGUAACGUUGUUCUGAAGCUGCAUGCACAUUAUACAUGUAAAUGGCUCUCUUUCAUGGGUCAUUGCUACAAUGCCAAUCAUCUAAUCACUAAAGAUCUUGAGUCUUAUAAGGGGUGUUGAGCAAUGUAUAAGUCAACAUAUUGGCUGACAUAUCGGCCAAGUGUUGGUCAAGUCUCAGUCAAGUCUUGGUCGAUGUCAACAGGCAAUAUGCAACUGGAUAAGCUGUGGGGUGAGGUUGGUAACAGAGUUUUACAGGCUUUGCCAAUCGUUGAAUGCUAAAAUACCAAGAGGUUAUUGAAACUAGACUACUGAUACUACUGCGAUUGAGUGUUGGUUGAUCAGUCAACUAUGUCUGACAUUUGGUUGAUCUGUUUUAUUAACAGUUGAGUGAUAAUUCACUCAUCCAAUACUCAACCGUCUCUCGACCAGCACUUAGCCAAUAUAUCAACCAACACUCAGCCUAUACAUGUACAUACCGACUGAUAUGUUGACCAACAGGUGACCGAGAUGUCAACCGAUACAUUGGUCGACAUCGUUUAUAAGACUGCAGUAACUGGGACUACUUAAACAAAAUAAACCAAUCAGAUUACUGGAAGGGUAAAGUAAAGGUUAAAUCUACUUUUUAUUUGGGGCAAGUGGCUCAUCAGACACAAGCUUCCAUGUGUUUCCGAGUGUUUUGCCUAAUGACCCAGGAAGGGCUGGCUCAAACACAGACCUCUGAGUACAUCGAGCACUAAACAUAAUUAUAAAGACCACUGCACAUGCCACAAGAUUCCAUUCCAUUCCACUUGAGUCAAAAAGAGGCUGGAGUCUUCAAAAAUACUGCAUUGGUCUGCAUUGGUCCUGUUCUGUGAUUUGAUUGUUACGUUUUGUUUAAGUCGCCUUGGUUAUUGUUGUCACACUGUAACUUAGAUUUGAUGAAAACUAACGAAAACUGUUUGAGGGAGUUCUUUAUGGUAUCGUUCUCUUAUAAAAUUUGUCAGUAUUUUUUACCCUUGACUUCAACGUUAAUAAAGAAUUUCAAAAAAAAAAAUUUUAUCUGUAGAAGUAAACAUAAGUAGGAAGCAUGUUUCCAUUAAUUUCACUCAAAAGAAAGAGUUCUAUGAAAUGUGUUCGAUGUGAAUUGUGUACCUUGAGAUUUUUGUUACCUCAUAAAUGACAUAGGAAGUGAAAAGUUUACUUUUAUUUCGAUUCUCUUUAGCUUGAGAAACUAUUAACAAUGAUUCAGAACAAAAUGAAAGGAAUGGAGUCAAAUCAAAUCAAGAAUAUUUCUUCUGGACCACGGGCGAACGGCAGUGAAGAAGAAGACCUGAAUAAACUGGACGAUUAUGAACUUGAUAAGAGAAAAGCGGCCAUGGAUGAGGAUUUUGAGAAAAACAGACUAAGACCGGGAGAUGCAGAUUAUGUUUAUGAUAAGGAGGUGGAAUUUAACGAGGGCAAAAUAGAAUCAGGAUGGGAUGACGAGGACGAUUAUUCAGAUCCGGAUUUUUAA
Porites lobata is the source of this 6883-nucleotide messenger RNA. The record is from the annotation of a GenBank genome assembly. Lineage: Eukaryota; Metazoa; Cnidaria; Anthozoa; Scleractinia; Poritidae.